AUGGCUUCAAUCGCUACAGUCCUUGAUAACAAUUCCGACAUCACUCGUCGCUACGGUUCUGGCCUUGUCGCUGUCUUUGUCGGCGGAACAAGCGGAAUAGGCGAGACAACAGCCCGCGCAUUCAUCCGCCACACGCACGCCUCCAGCUCCCACGCGUACCUCAUUGGACGAGACGAGGCAAGGGCAACGCGCAUCAUCGAAGAACUGCAAACGCGGUAUCCAUCCUCCCGGGUCACGUUCAUCAAGUCGGAUGCUUCGUUGCUGCGCGAGGUGGACGCUGCGUGCGGCGCUAUUCAGCGGAACGAGACAAAGGUCAAUGUUCUGUUCCUGAGUCCGGGCAUCGGGACAACGAGUGGCAGAGAUGAGACCGACGAAGGGCUGGACAAGAAGCUGAACCUGCACUACUACUCCCGCAUGCGAUUUGUGACGAACCUCCUACCACAGCUCCGGAAUGCCGGUGAUGGCCCCGGCCCCGGGACGAGCGGGCAGGCUGCAGGCCAGAACGAGGAGAGUAGACCACCACUCGCCCGCGUAGUCUCCGUCCUCGAAGCAGGUGGCGAAGCAGCCCUUAACCUCGACGAUCUCUCUCUGAAACAUCGCUAUUCGCUCCGCAACUGCGCAAAACACGCCAUUACCAUGAAUUCCGUCUCGAUGGAACAUCUUGCCUUAGCCUAUCCCCAGAUCUCUUUCAUGCACACUUUCCCCGGCAUUGUAAAGACCCGUCUUAACCGGGACUUCGGCACUGCCGCUCGACUUGCCAUUUCCGCCUUGAUGGUCCUCGCCAGACCGUGGGAGAUUCCUCUUGAGGAGAGCGGGGAGAGACACUUGUAUGCCGCGACAAGUCCGCGGUUUCCUGCGAGGAUGUAUAAAGGAGGUGGAACUGAUGCUGCUGAAGGCUCUGAGGGGUAUCCGGGGAGUGGGUUCUAUCGGCUUAGUUCCACUGGCUCUACGUAUAAGUCCAGUAGGAUCAUGCAGGCUUAUCGCGAGGACGGGGUGAGAGACGUCAUUUGGAAACAUACGCUUGAUGUUUUUGCGAAGGUCCGUGGUGGACCAGUGGUUGAGGCGUGA
Aspergillus mulundensis is the source of this 1068-nucleotide messenger RNA. RefSeq lists its product as uncharacterized. The record is from RefSeq and is a predicted model, not a curated record. The coding region runs from base 1 to 1068 and encodes 355 amino acids. The transcript has 3 exons. Gene Ontology annotation, biological process: secondary metabolic process. Lineage: Eukaryota; Fungi; Ascomycota; Eurotiomycetes; Eurotiales; Aspergillaceae.